Messenger RNA from Cyclocybe aegerita, 1485 nucleotides. The record is from the annotation of a GenBank genome assembly. Lineage: Eukaryota; Fungi; Basidiomycota; Agaricomycetes; Agaricales; Hemipholiotaceae.
AUGGCUGAUCCGAUGCUCAACCACGAUAUCGACAACGGUUCAAACUUUCGGCUCCCCGGACUCGUCUCCCAUGCAGACAAUGUUGCGCGUUUGAUCACCGCAAUGUCUUUCAGCUACUCCGGAUUACAAAAUCCCCGUCUUCUAGAGUGUUAUUUCUAUGCGCCCUGGGGCCAAUGCCUUAGCCAUCUCAUUGAGGACGUCGGGCCCGAGACUUUUAUCAACCCUCAACACAAACUGGCUCCAUUCGAUCGCACCUCUAUCCAGGCCUGGCUCAAGCAGAAACAGAAAGAAAAGGACGACGUGAAGAUGUUCGAACAACAGCGAAAAGCAAACAUGCUGGGGAAGCCAUGGCCAGUAGCUACGCCGUCCACUGCGCCAACCCCGGGUCCUCCGCUUCGUGUCAUCGCGCCUGCAGAUCAAGUGAACGUUGGAGAGUCCUCCGCGACCGAGGAAAGAGACGAUGACAAUGACGAUGGCGAUGACGACCUCCUAGCGGAGAUCCCAUUCGAGACCCUCCCGGACCAGAAGGCAAAGGAAAAAUCACCCGACUUCUCAAUUCUGAAGGCCAUCAAGUUUAUCAAUCGCUUGACUGGCGACAUCAUCACCCCGGAAGACUUCCCCAAGAAUCCGGCAGACUGGGACAUCGUGCGUAUCGCAGCCACAAGGGUCCUUCUGCUGGCGGAACUCAAGCCCCCAGCAUCGCGUCAUUCAAAGGACGAGACCCAUUUUCAAUUAGUCCUUGACAACAACCUCCAAAAGGCCGGGUUGCAAGCGAUUGACCAAGCCGAACUUGCAUUCACUGCAGAUGAAAAGCUCGAUUCCGUGAUCGCCCUUGCGGUCUCCGGGGAAUGGUGGAUGUGGAACUUGGUGACAAGGGCCUCCGUACCUUCACUGGAGCUAGAGUUGAAGUUGAUCGCCCCACCUUCCCCUCACCAACAGCAGGAACUAAGGAAAUCACACCGGCUCCAGAACACGGAAGCUCGCAAGGCUGAAGCGGCCAUUCAAGACGACACAGAGAAGGGCAAAGUCUGGAAUGGUAUGCUCCUCGGUGUCAGAACCGAGCCUAAGUCGUAUGAAGAGAAAGAAUCCGCCUUGGAUUUCCCAAGUGACGACCAGAAAGUCCCUUACCAACCUGCGAAUUCAAAAAAGGGAAAGGAACCAGAGAGUGAAGAGCAUCAAGGCCCUAGAGCCCGUACCGUGUUGCAAAACGCGAUACCCCCUUAUUCCGACCAAGCCAAAGCCUCCAUUUUCGACGCGCUUCCACCCCCUGGUGAAUGGUCGGAGGUCAUGCGUCUUAGCACGCCUGCUUCCAACCAGGGUUUCUCCAUCCUGCACUACUUCAUUCAGCAUGGGCGACUGCCAGCAAGUGGACAGGUCCAACCAAACGACGGCCACAACCCACAGGACCAUCAGGGAGCGGAGGUUCGCGCAAACGCACCGCCGAGCCAACCUCUGUCGAGGAUGAACAGGCCCAGAAAAAGCUAA